This is a messenger RNA of Acipenser ruthenus (sterlet), 1409 nucleotides long. Its product is annotated as fibronectin type III domain-containing protein 11-like. Bases 234 to 1184 code for a protein of 316 amino acids. The transcript is spliced from 2 exons. The record is from RefSeq and is a predicted model, not a curated record. Lineage: Eukaryota; Metazoa; Chordata; Actinopteri; Acipenseriformes; Acipenseridae.
GGGGAGAACCCUGUACACGCGUUUUGUUUUUGUAAUAACUAUUGUUUUAUACUGAUUAAAAUCGCCGGAUUACCUCACAAUACUAAGGGUACAUCAGAACACGGAAUGACACGUCUCGGUUUCUAUGGUGAUUGCAAAAAAACAAGACGUUUUUAAAAUAAUAAAGGUUUGCGUAGUUUUGUUCUAAAUAUAUCCAGGAAGACAAUGUGUUGCAGUAAUGAAACGGUUUGAAAAUGUCUUCACACAAUGAAAGGACUGGACUUCAGCCACUGACAAAAAGUAGUUUAAUCUCGAAAGAAAACGGCCAGCUCAGGGAACCCUGGAAAAAGUACACUGAACAGAAAAACAGUAUUGUGGGAUUUAUCGGUUCCCAGCUGAGCAGCGAAGCUCUCCGAAGGUACAAGGUUAGAGUGGACAUCAUGAAAAAGUCUUCACACUACAUGGACGUCAUGUGGAAAGAUUUAUCGUUUGGCGACCAGAACUACAUGACAACUUCCACUAUGUUUCAUCUGAUUGAUCCGUGGAAAUUUCAACGGAUGAAGAAAAUAGGAACCACCCAGGUAAAAAUCAAGCUGUAUCUUCUAGAAGAAUUUUAUAAAGAGAUCAAGCACGGGAAGGAGCAACUGGAGACCAUCCUACGCACUUACGACAUGGCGACCUUCUCGUCGGAAUGGGAGUCUAUCCGAGAAAGGCUUGCACACGUCACCAAAGCGCUUUCAGAUUUCAAUUCUGUUCUGAUACCAGGCAAGCUUCACACAAAACACCGGCUCAUCUCCGACAUGGGACACACCAAAAUCCCACACAUUAGACUGGCUGUUAACAUAAAGAUGCCUGUAGUCUUUGACAAAAAGGAGUCACACUCUUUCCAACAGAGUGCAAUGCUUAAGUGGUAUAUAGAAGGCCAGUCAACUCUCCACCCCUCUGAACAGUUUGAAGUCAGAUACAAACUAAUAACCCCAACCACACUGGAGGAAGGCAGUCAGUUUGGGACCAUUACUGCAUCUUCGUUCAGCAUUGAAAUUGGAAACCUUCUGCCUGAGAAAAGCUACGAGUUUACUAUUAAGAGGGCAGAGACCUACUGUUUACUUUAUGGAUUCUGGAAUGACACAAUCAUCUUAAAAACAAAACCCAGCCCAAGCGACCAUGUGGAUUAUUUUAAAAAAGCCAGCUGCUGUUUUGUGUAGAAUCUUAAUUAGCAAAGCCAAAAAAAACUAACAAAACAAGUUUAACAAAUAAAUCAGCAGUUACCUUGCAUCCAGAUGUCUGUAGACAUAUUGGUAGUUUUUUUUUCCUAUCUUGGUUGAAUAACAAUACAGGCUUGGAUGCAAAGACUAGAGAAGAAAGACAAAGAAGGGUAUUACUGGUAUUUUGUGGUAGAUAUUAAACAUUUAAAUAGUUGUGGAUUAAGA